UGGGCAAAGUUGGGCUCACUUUUUACACCUCCCUCUUCUCCUCUCUUCUCCCCUCCAGAUACGCGGGGCUGCACUGCAAACUGCUGAUUGGCUACGCCAAGGGGGCCGAGUACGCGGCCGGAAUGCGCUUCUCCGGUCGCCAGGGCCAGCACUCGUGGAACGCGGUGCUGGUGCACGGCACUUGGCGCCUCGUUGACUGUCACUGGGCGGCGCGCCGGCUAAUCGGCAAAUGUGCCAGCGUGGAAAACGUGCGCUACGGUCUCGACAUGUUCUACUUCCUCGCCAACCCCGGCCAGUUCAUCUACACACACUUUCCACAUGAUAAGGACUGGCAGUUGCUAAGGCAUCCGAUCUCACUUGAGGAAUUCGAGAGUCUGACUCCUGUAAAGUCGGCCUUCUUCAAGUACAACCUGGACCUCGUGACACACAAACAGGCUGUCAUCUCAACUGUCGACCCCGAGGUCUGUGUGGUCAUCGCUUUUCCACCCAUCGCCGAACAGCCGCUCUCGUUCACAUUCAGCUUGGCCAUGGACAACCAGGAGGCCUCCGAGGAGUUCCAGGGCCUGCCUUUGAGGUGA
Protopolystoma xenopodis is the source of this 578-nucleotide messenger RNA. Lineage: Eukaryota; Metazoa; Platyhelminthes; Monogenea; Polystomatidea; Polystomatidae. The record is from the annotation of a GenBank genome assembly.